Messenger RNA from Lathyrus sativus (Indian pea), 231 nucleotides. Lineage: Eukaryota; Viridiplantae; Streptophyta; Magnoliopsida; Fabales; Fabaceae. The record is from the annotation of a GenBank genome assembly.
AUGGUUGAUGUGUUUGAAAUGAAUUCCAUGGAGCUGGUCAAACAGAGUAAACAUGCUAAUGGCGGAGAUAUUUGGGCUGAAUUGAUCGAGAUUGGGGUUGAACCAAGUUCUUUGUCUCUUGUAUACAUGUACCUUGUUAAGAAUGCCGAUGCAUUGAAAGCUUUUAAUGGAAUUCCAAUCAAUAAGCGGAAGGAAAUGUUACAUCUCAUUGUUCCAGACUAUGCCUUUUGA